AUUAAUAAUAAAUGCAAAUUUUUAAAUUAAAAUUAAAAUUUAUCUUUUUAUUAUAUAUAAAAAUUUAUAUUAAUAACUGAAAAUCAAAUUGACUUAUAGAAAUCACUAAACAAAAUGUAGAGAAUAUAUAGCGAUGGUGGCGGCAAUGAUGGAAUUGUGAAAAAAAGUAUCGUUAAGAUUGCAUAGAAAAAAAGAUCUUCUACGAAGGUAGUGUAUGAUUGUAGUUUCAUUCAAUAAUUAUUUAUUGAAAAAAAUCGUAAUUUUUGAAAAGAGAAAUAUGGAAGCAGAACCUUUAGAACUUGAAGAUGGUGAAGUUAUAGAUAAUGAGAGCGAUAUUGAAACGUAUAAUGUUUUAAAAAGACCUCAUGCAGUUUCAAAUAAAGAAGAAAAUGUAAAAAUGGGUUAUAGUGAUGAAUCUGACGAUUCUGCAGAUUCUGAAAGUGAUUCUGAUUCAGAUUCUGAACAUAUUAAAAGUAAAAGACCUAAAUUAAAAUUAAGACGUUCUAGAAGUAUGACAAAAAAUUGGUCGGACAAAAAUGAUAAAUAUAAAAUAUGGUGUACUCAAUUACAAGAAGAAUCUUUAACAGAAGAUCUAAUAUUAUGUGGUGUAACAAAAAAGCGGAAUCAAGAACGUAAUGUUGAAAGUUAUAACAUUCCACAUCAUUAUUCUUAUAAUGGUACAUGGAAUAUGGAGCAUCGCAAUAAUAAUAGUUCAGAAGAUGAAAAAGAUGGAGAAAAGAGACUGACAAAUAAAAGAACUAAUUCAGAUAGAAGUAAUAUUAAAUUGAGAUUAGGAAAGAAACGUAAUUCAAUGGAUAUAGAUAAUCAAAAAGGAAUUGCACGUAAAAUUGCGGAUUUAAGUACAACAAUUGAAUCAACUGAUGCAGAUGUUGCUACUGAUAUAACAUCAAAACUUAGUGAGAAAAAAGAUCUCCUUAUAAGAAGAAUUGUAGAUAUAAUUGGUAAAGAAAAAGCUAUUGAUUUUUUUCAAAAAACUAAAAAAAUUGAAGAAGGAGGAGGUAUGUUAAUAAUGAAUGGAUCUAGAAGAAGAACUGCAGGAGGUGUAUAUUUAUGGUUAGUAAAAAAUGAUGAACACAUCCCACGAGAAAAAAUAAGGGAAAUAUUUUAUUAUGAUAAAAAAGAACAUGCUGAACAAAGAAAAGCUGAUGCUGCUGCAAGAAGACAAAAAGCACAAGAAUUAAUAAAAUGUCUAGAAAAUGGUUCAGAAAAAGAUCUUCCUGCUUUAUUAACAAAAGCAGAACUUUCUACAAGAGAAAUUGCAGAAGAAGCAAGAUUGAGGCGUGGAGAAGGCAUGGAUAGAAUGCCAAUGGAUUCUGAUCGAACAAUGACUAAUCCGCCACCAAGUCCUGUAACAGAUGAUCCAGAUCAUUCAGAGCAUCCACUUGUACAAAGGCAUGUUCAAAACUAUGGAGAUGAUUUCCUUGAUAUUGGAAUAGACAUAGACAGUAUGGAAGUACUUUAAAAUAUUACUUUGGAAUAUUUUGGAAUAUGUAUUGCGCAGAUAAUUUGUACAAAAUGAAGUUCUUUACAAAAUAUCUAUACACAUACAUUAUGUGAAUAUAUUUUACAUAAUUUGUACGUUUGCCUAUAAUAUAUACAGAUAAAAAUCAUGGAUGAUCAAAUAUUGAUCAAUCCAAAUCUAUUGCAACGACGUUCCAUAUUGUGAUAAAAUAAUUUAUCAAGUGUACAUAUUAUGGUAAUAUACUUUAUUAUUUUCUCAAAUUUUGAAAAACAAAAAAUAUUUGUAUACUCUUUUUUUUAUGUUUCAUUUAACAGGUUUCUAUUUAUUAUUAAGAUAGAUGUAAAAAAAUGUAAGAGACGUAACAAGUAUGAAAUUUUGUAGAAAUUAUAACAUAAUAUAUACUUACAUAUUAUAUAUUGUGUUAUGUUAUUUUUAUGAAAUUUUCAUCGUUGAAAAUUGUUUAUGUAUAUAAAUAUUAGACUUAUGAAAAUAAAUAUUAGACUAUUUGUACUUUGUAUAAUAUAUUAAACAAAUUGUCUCAUAUAUAAAA
Messenger RNA from Apis cerana (Asiatic honeybee), 2033 nucleotides. RefSeq names its product phosphorylated adaptor for RNA export (gene Phax). Gene Ontology annotation, cellular component: nucleus. The record is from RefSeq and is a predicted model, not a curated record. Gene Ontology annotation, biological process: snRNA export from nucleus. Lineage: Eukaryota; Metazoa; Arthropoda; Insecta; Hymenoptera; Apidae.